Chrysoperla carnea is the source of this 2114-nucleotide messenger RNA. RefSeq names its product serine/threonine-protein kinase RIO3. The transcript is spliced from 4 exons. The record is from RefSeq and is a predicted model, not a curated record. NCBI's taxonomy places the organism in Eukaryota, Metazoa, Arthropoda, Insecta, Neuroptera, Chrysopidae. The coding region runs from base 180 to 1796 and encodes 538 amino acids. Gene Ontology annotation, biological process: maturation of SSU-rRNA; protein phosphorylation. Gene Ontology annotation, cellular component: preribosome, small subunit precursor; cytosol. Gene Ontology annotation, molecular function: protein serine/threonine kinase activity; ATP binding.
UGCACAACAUUACCUACGUUGUCAAAUGUUGUGCAAAUAUUAUUAACUUCAAAUUCAACUAAAUUCCCUUGUGAAACAAUUAGUAAUAAUUAUUUACUUAUCUAAUAACUUUGUUGUGUAGUUUUAGUGUUAUCAAUUUUUGUAUACUUUCUUUUUUAUAAAUCGACACAAUCACAAAAAUGUCAAAACCUUCAUCACCUUGGAACAAAAUACAACCAAUUGCAGAUGUAGCAAGUAUAGAAGAAAUUAUGUCCGAAGAAAUAGCUAGAGAUUUACAAAGUAAAGAAGAACAAAAAUUAGCAAAAUUUUUAGCUGAACAACAAAUUAUGUCGAAUUCAGAUCAAAUCAGUGACGAUACAAUGAAGACAAUAGAUGAAAAUUACUGUGAUUCUGAUGCAGUUAUCGCAAAAAUGUUACAAUAUCAAUAUGAUCGUGAAUAUGACAAUAUAUUAAAAAAAACUGAAGAUAAAUUUAAUGGUACAUCGAAAGUAUCAAUAUCGUUUUCGAAUUAUCGUCGUACACCGAAUUCCGAUUACUUUGAUGAUGAUAGUGAUGAAGAUGAUGCCCCAGAAAAUCCAGAGGAGAAAAAGGAUUGGGAUCGUUUUGAAACGGUUGAGAAAGAGUUUAAUGCAAUUCCACGUUGUGGUUAUAAAAUUCAGCCAGAAGGAAAUAUGAUUACAAAACAUGAUACUUUAAUGUCAGGUAGACGUAAUGCUGGUAGGGUAAUGGCAUUUCCACCAGAAUUUCAAACUGGCGAUGGUGCUGGAUUCGAUAUGAGGUUAACAAAUAAAGUAUUUAACAGUUUAAAAGCAUAUUCACGUAAAGAACAAGCACGUAGACAUCGUGUUAAUGAUAAAAAAGAGGAUCAAGCUACCGCUGAAAUGGGUGUUGAUGAAAAAACUCGGUUGAUUCUCUACAAAUUAAUUAAUAAACAACUAUUACAACAAGUAAAUGGUGUUAUAAGUACAGGAAAAGAAGCUGUUGUCUUACACGGUGAUUGUGAUCCGGAAUAUCCUGACGGUGAACUCCCUAAAGAGUGUGCUAUAAAAAUAUUUAAAACAACACUAAAUGAAUUCAAAACACGUGAUAAAUACAUAAAAGAUGAUUUCCGUUUUAAAGAUCGUUUCUCUAAACAGAAUCCACGUAAAACAAUACAUUUAUGGGCGGAAAAAGAGAUGCAUAAUCUGAUACGUAUCAAACGAAUUGGUUUACCAUGUCCGGAUGUAUUAAAUUUAAAGAAACAUAUACUCGUUAUGUCAUUUAUUGGUGAAGAAAAUCGUUCAGCACCAAAAUUAAAAGAUGCCAUACUUAAAUUUGAACAAUUGUGUGAUGCGUAUGAACAGUGUAUUGAUGCAAUCACACGAAUGUAUCGUGAUGCUCAAUUAAUUCAUGCGGAUUUUUCAGAAUAUAAUAUUUUAUGGUAUGAUAAUAAAUGUUGGUAUAUUGAUGUGAGUCAGGCUGUGGAACAAUCACAUCCAAGUGCUUAUGAAUUUUUAUUGAGGGAUUGUGGAAACAUUAGUACGUUUUUCACCCGUAAAGGCGUACCAAACGUAAAAAGUGCAGAAGAAUUAUUUAUGGAUGUGACAGGUACUGAUUCAGCAACAGCAAUUGAAUCACAACGUAAAGUAAAGAAAGGCAAACCACAUUUAGUAAAUCAAUUAAAUAACGAUCAACAUGUAUAUAAUUUUGAUUAUGCAUGGGAUGAAUCAACAAAAAUCACUGCCAAUGAUAUUUCAACUGCCACUAUUCAACAUGACUUACAGGUGUGUCAUUUAGUUGAACCACCACAAGCGUAAACAACAAAAUUAUAAUAAUUAAUUUGAUAUUAUUAAUUGAUAUUUUAAAAUAGUAUAGCAUUGGUGAGGUUCAUAACACUGUCAAGUCAAAUCGGUAAACAUUUUUGAGUUGUUAACUAAUGAUACAAGAAAUAAUAAAUUAAUAUUACGCUAUAAAACAAUAAAAACUGAGUUGACUAAAAUUUAUGUGUCAAAUUCAAUGAAAUAUAUAUAUUAUUUUGAUUAUUUUAAUCAAAUUGGGGCGCACGACGUAUCUUAAUGUUUCCGAUUAGAUACAGAAACUAAAUUAUAAUAAAAAUUAAUUAAAUCAAAACUAGU